Messenger RNA from Monoraphidium neglectum, 882 nucleotides. Its product is annotated as UDP-sulfoquinovose synthase. Bases 1 to 882 code for a protein of 293 amino acids. The transcript has 9 exons. The record is from RefSeq and is a predicted model, not a curated record. NCBI's taxonomy places the organism in Eukaryota, Viridiplantae, Chlorophyta, Chlorophyceae, Sphaeropleales, Selenastraceae. Gene Ontology annotation, biological process: glycolipid biosynthetic process; sulfolipid biosynthetic process. Gene Ontology annotation, molecular function: UDPsulfoquinovose synthase activity.
AUGAUCGACCGCCAGCGCGCGGUGUUUACGCAGCACAACAACGUGAUCGGCAACAUAAACGUGAUGUUCGCCAUCAAGGAGCUGGCGCCGGACUGCCACCUGGUGAAGCUGGGCACCAUGGGUGAGUACGGCACCCCCAACAUCGACAUCGAGGAGGGCUUCAUCACCAUCAACCACAACGGCCGCACCGACACGCUGCCCUACCCCAAGCAGGCGCGCGCCUUCUACCACCUGUCCAAGAUCCACGACUCCCACAACAUCCACUUCGCCACCAAGGCCUGGAAGCUGGCAGCCACCGACCUCAACCAGGGCGUGGUGUACGGCGUGCGGACGGAGGAGACUGUGGCCGACCCGCUGCUCAUCAACCGCUACGACUACGACGGCAUCUUCGGCACCGCCCUCAACCGCUUCGUGGUCCAGGCGGCUGUGGGCCACCCGCUGACUGUGUACGGCAAGGGCGGGCAGACGCGCGGCUUCCUUGACAUCCGCGACACCGUGCGCUGCAUUCAGAUCGCCAUCGACAACCCGGCCAACAAGGGCGAGUUCCGCGUGUUCAACCAGUUCACGGAGCAGUUCAGCGUGAACCAGCUGGCGGAGAUCGUCACCAAGGAGAGCAAGAAGCUGGGGCUGGACGUCCAGGUCACCAGCGUGCCCAACCCCAGGGUGGAGGCGGAGGAGCACUACUACAACGCCAAGUGCUCCAAGCUGCAGGACCUCGGCCUGGAGCCCCACCUGCUGCAGGAGUCCAUGAUCGACUCGCUGCUCGAGUUCGUCAUCGAGUACAAGGACAGGGUCAAGUUGGAGCUCAUCAAGCCGGCCGUGGACUGGCGCAAGGCGGGCGUCAAGGUCAACACCAUGGGCGCCGCCGUGGCCUCAAACUGA